UUUUGGCCCGUGGACCUUAUGUUUGACACUCCUGCACUGAAGGCUUGUGCCACAUUCUUUUUGGUGACACGUGACAAGCCACAGUGCACACUUACUAUGCAAUCUAUUAAUACAAAUGCAUCAGAUAAGUUCCCAUAUCAGAACAAAAAAAAAACAACAACUAGAACUUUUGAAGUAUUAUGUUUUUAAUGAAAACAACACACGCUCAAAUUUCUUACUGCACUUGUUUUUUUAUUUAUUUAUUAAAAUUGAAACUCACUUGGACAUCUGUUCAUCCGAGCACCACUGUCACAUACUUUAAUCGAAGUUGCUUUUUAAUAGUUUUAUGUAAGAAAAAAUAAACGUCGUUUCUUCUCCAAACGCAGCAACCGCAACUCUCAGUCCCACUGAGGAACUGCUCACAGGCACAUCUCCCUGGACGGACCCUCCCCAGCGAUCCAGUUUCACGGCAUUUAACCAAAAAUCUAUGAAGAUGCGCCAAAUGUCCGUUGUGCGUCAAAGCCAGCCGGAGUCCACAGACGAAAACCCUACGCCUAAAGGAGAUUCAACGACGAAGAAACCAGGGAGAAACUCUGCGCGUUAAGGGGUAGAGACGAGACAGUGAGUCGCAGCAGCGGGAGAGUGGCUGGAAACCAGUCCGUCCUCAAAUGAUGGGACAAACGCACCUUCUACUUCUUCUAAUUUAUUUAGACCCGCUGAACGUCCUGUGCAGCUCCGCCAUCCACAAGAAACUCAAAUCUACACACAAUAGGAGCCACAAGUCCAAGGCGGUGAAUGGCAGCAACAACGGCGGAGGCACAACUGCACUCCCCUCGGCCGCGGAGGUGCCGGGGAAGGUGUCGUCGCUCCAGGCUGUGGGCAAAGCGCAGCACGACAUCUGCCUGGGCUACUACGACGUAAGCGGCCAAUACGACAAAGAGUUCGCCUGCAACAACACCGACCAUCGGUUCUGUUGCGGCAGCUGCUUUCUGCGCUUCUGCUGCGCCGACCGCGCCAAACGGCUUGAGCAACGCGGUUGCACCAAUUAUAAUACGCCGGACUGGAUCAAAACGCAGCAGCCGCCGUCCGCGGCGCCCACGGGGGACUCGUAUGACCCAGAAUUGGAUAAGACCAACACCACGGUAUAUAUCUCUUGUGGGGUCGUGGCGCUCGUUAUUACCUUCGGAAUUUGCGCCAAGGUUGCCUACGACCAAGCAACUAAGCCUCAGGAAAUGAACGUACACAGAGCAUUGACUGAUAUUUUGAGGCAACAAGGGCCAGUUCCACUACCUCAGUAUGAUCACGAAAGCAUUGCAGUAAUUGAUGGCUCACCCCAGGACGAGACACCAAUUCGGACGUCAAAGAAUCACUACACACCUAUUCACACCAAAGCAUCAAACCAUGAUCAUUAUGAGAAAGAAAACCUCUGCAGUGGAGGCCAGGAUAUGUCAAACUUUAUUUCCUCUGGAUUUGCAACGCUUGGGCGUGGGCAUUUAAAAGCGCAACGGUCCUUCGAAGAAUUUGAGCAGCUCGCUUGGCAGGGCGAUCUGGACGUCCCCAUCCCAUAUGGAAUGCACCGCAGUGACUAUCAGCGCAGUCAUCUGGAUUUAACUGCCCUCACAGCUACACUGGAGAGACCCCAGCGGAAGAACAAGAUUCUGACCUCAGCGACUGAGCCCUACGAUGCCUCACUCUCCAAAUCCUUCCAGAAUCUAAGCCACCUACCACCCUCCUAUGAACUGGCCCUUAAGCCUGAUUUAGUUAAUAAGGACAUGGAUAAAUACUACAUGAGAAAACAUCAUCAUGCUGACUUUGGAGGCCGGGGACCAGGCAACGUGAUGAAGUUAAAUGCAGAUCAUCUGCAUCAUCAUCCCCACGAGCAUCGUCAGCGUCCACAUCGAGUCCAGAGAGCCAUGUCCCAAGACCAUGUCCUGUCUCCUCCCAGGACACCACGACGGGGGGAUUACGGUCUGUCAUCUUAUGGCGUCAUGGCAGCGGCUGCCUACGGGAGCAGCCGCCAUCUCUCAGAGGAACACCUGUUGUCCACCAGCCGCCUCCUUUCGCAAGAUCCCUUGCUGUCGCCAGCAAUGAGACGUGACAAAUUCCGCGAGAGGGCCAUGGCACGGGCCAUGUCUCACGCAGACAUGCUAAUGCCAACCACGCCCAUAAUGGAGCGCCAUAAAGUCAGCAAGCUGCACCCGCAACACAAUGCCUCCGCUGACUCUUACAACACUUUGACGAUCAACCACCAGCCGUCUUCAUCUGCGUCCAAGAGGCAGGCUUUUGCAUCCCGACGAACACACACUAUGGACCCCCUACAGUACGUCGGGGGCCACCACCACACACUUCGCACUGCCAGUAAAAAUGAGGUAACUGUUUAAUUACAGAGUGGAAGAAAAAGGGGG
This is a messenger RNA of Cynoglossus semilaevis (tongue sole), 2384 nucleotides long. RefSeq names its product shisa family member 6 (gene shisa6a). Bases 648 to 2360 code for a protein of 570 amino acids. The record is from RefSeq and is a predicted model, not a curated record. Gene Ontology annotation, biological process: regulation of AMPA receptor activity; regulation of short-term neuronal synaptic plasticity. The transcript has 7 exons. Gene Ontology annotation, cellular component: dendritic spine membrane; postsynaptic density; AMPA glutamate receptor complex. Lineage: Eukaryota; Metazoa; Chordata; Actinopteri; Pleuronectiformes; Cynoglossidae.